AUGAUCGCCAAGAUCCUUCUUCCGGCCCUUGUGGCUGCGACCGCAGUGUCCGCACAAUCUUCGACCUGCACCAAGGCUACCCUCACCGUUAACUCGGCUGCCGAUGCCACAGCUCUGUCCAGCUGCAGAACCCUGAAGGGAAAUGUUGUCAUUGGACCUGAUACCGGCGACACGAUCGACCUUUCUGGACCUGGUCAGAUUGAUGGAGAUCUGACCAUGACGAGCAACGGCAGGAUUGUGUCUCUGUCCAGCACUUCCCUCAACUCUAUUUCGGGAACAUUCAAGCUGCAGAACAUUACCAUUCUGUCAACGCUGUCCUUCCCAGCUCUUCAGAGCGUUGGUGCCAUCAGCUUCCAGUCGCUGCCCGCUCUUGAUGAGCUCUCUUUCGGAACACCCGGAAUCACCGAGGCCAAGAGCGUCAUCAUCAGCGAUACCCAUCUGAACAGCCUGGAUGGUAUCGAUUUGGAGACCACCAGCUUGGUGGAUAUCAACAACAAUGGUCGUCUGACCGAGUUCAACACCCAGCUUGGCAACCUGAGCGACAACCUCAACAUCCAGGCCAACGGUAAGGACCUCAAGGUCACCAUGCCCAACUUGAUCUGGAUUGCCAACAUGACGAUUGCCAACGUCACCGAGUUCUCUGUACCCUCGCUCGAGCAUGUCAACGGCUCCAUGCGAUUCGAUUCCAACUACUUCGAGUCCUUCACCGCUCCUAACCUGACCUCCACUGGACAGGAUAUCUCCUUCGUCAGCAACUCCGAGCUCACCAACAUCUCUAUUCCCAUCCUGGAGAGUGUCGGCGGUGGUCUUACCAUUGCCAACAACACCGGACUGGAGAGGAUCAACUUGCCCAAGCUCGAGACUGUUGGUGGUGCUGUCAAAUUCAGGGGUAACUUUAGCAGUGUCUCUCUCCCUGAGAUCAAUGAUGUCAAGGGUGCUUUCGACAUUGCCAGCACGACCAACAUCACUGCCUCGUGCGACACCUUCGAGGCCCUUAACGGUGUCAUUCAGGGCAGCUACUCUUGCGAGGGCGAGAAGGCCGAUGCCAACGACGACACUUCCGAUGGUGACAGCGGCUCUUCUGGCAGCAGCGGCUCUGGCAGCGACGACAAUGACAACGCUGGUGCCAGCGUUGCUGUCAACUCUGUCAUCCUCGGCGCGAUCUUCAUUGGAGCUGUCGCCCAACUUCUGUAA
Phaeoacremonium minimum UCRPA7 is the source of this 1194-nucleotide messenger RNA. RefSeq names its product putative gpi-anchored cell wall organization protein ecm33 protein. Bases 1 to 1194 code for a protein of 397 amino acids. Gene Ontology annotation, biological process: fungal-type cell wall organization. The record is from RefSeq and is a predicted model, not a curated record. The transcript is spliced from 3 exons. Lineage: Eukaryota; Fungi; Ascomycota; Sordariomycetes; Togniniales; Togniniaceae. Gene Ontology annotation, cellular component: fungal-type cell wall; plasma membrane.